Molecule: messenger RNA, 2914 nt
Organism: Microplitis mediator
Lineage: Eukaryota; Metazoa; Arthropoda; Insecta; Hymenoptera; Braconidae
Gene: Hiscl1
Product: glycine receptor subunit alpha-2
Exons: 9
Coding region: 561-1859 (432 amino acids)
Biological process (GO): regulation of membrane potential; nervous system process; chloride transmembrane transport
Cellular component (GO): membrane; neuron projection; synapse
Molecular function (GO): neurotransmitter receptor activity; extracellular ligand-gated monoatomic ion channel activity; chloride channel activity
Source: RefSeq, a predicted model, not a curated record
GCCGAGGGUAAGAUAUUCCAGGGGGAUUACACUAGAGAUUUUUUUUUAUUUGUAUUUUCAUCACACAUUCUUACAGACAAAGGAUAUAUAACAUACAUUUACAAGAGUUAUCUAAAGACAAAGUGGUAACCGGGGUGAGAAUAUUUAUUAACUCUAAAUGAUUGGUGGGGGGAUAAAGUUAAAUAAAAAAAAAAUUGAAAAGAAAGGGUAGAUACACUUUAAAGCUUUUCCGCCUCUUUUUCACCACCGUCACCACCCUUAUAGCUCGUCAGUGCCUCCUCGGUAGCUCUUUAAAUCUCCCACUACCAAUUGUGCAACUUCUGCAAAAUCUCUGCAAGAAGUUUCAGUCGUUGAAUGUUUCUCCUCGCGACUAGUUACCAAAAGAUAAUAAUUUUUAACAAACUCAAAGGAGAAAAUUAUUUUUAUUAUUGUUAUUAUUUUAUUAUUUGUGUGGAUUUAAAAAAUUAUAAAUGAGUUAAUAAAGACAAAUGUGUAAAUAAAUAAAAUGUGUUUUAUUUAAAAGUUAUUAAAGAUAAACAUAAUAAAUAAUACUUAUAGUGAUGAUAAAAUUUCUCGAGUGCGGUUCAGCCGCAAACAUUCAUCUUCUUAUUUUUCUGCUCUUACUCACUGGGUUUCUCAUCACCGAUACGUACGCUCAGAAAAGUUUAGAAUUUUAUGAUCUUCUACCAGAAGAUCCAAAAUUGUAUGAUAAAAUGAGACCUCCUAAAAAAGAUGGACAAGCUACUACUGUUUAUUUUCAUGUUACUGUUAUGGGUUUAGAUUCUAUUGAUGAAACUUCAAUGACAUAUGCUGCUGAUAUUUUUUUCGCUCAAACAUGGAAAGAUAAUAGACUACGACUUCCUGAAAAUAUGACUUCUGAGUACAGAUUAUUAGAAGUUGAUUGGCUAAAAAAAAUGUGGAGACCGGAUUCGUUUUUUAAAAAUGCUAAAUCGGUAACAUUUCAAACUAUGACAAUACCCAAUCACUAUUUAUGGCUUUAUAAAGACAAAACGAUUUUGUACAUGGUCAAGUUGACAUUAAAAUUAUCAUGUGCGAUGAAUUUUUUAAUUUAUCCUCAUGAUACUCAAGAAUGUAAACUUCAAAUGGAGAGUUUGUCGCACACAACGGAUGAAAUGAUCUUCCAGUGGGAUCCAGAUGUACCCCUGGUUGUUGAUGAGAACAUUGAGCUGCCACAAUUACAGCUUGUUAAGAACUAUACUGCUGACUGCACUCAAGUUUACUCGACAGGUAAUUUUACAUGCCUUGAAGUUAUAUUUGUAUUGAAACGACGACUCGGUUACUAUCUUUUUCAUACAUAUGUACCAACAUGUUUAAUUGUUAUUAUGUCGUGGGUAUCGUUUUGGAUAAAACCCGAAGCUGCACCAGCACGAGUAACUCUUGGUGUAACAUCUCUUCUAACUUUAUCAACGCAGCAUGCUAAAAGUCAAGCAUCUUUACCUCCUGUGUCGUAUCUAAAAGCGGUGGAUGCUUUUAUGUCUGUAUGUACGAUAUUCGUGUUCAUGGCGCUUAUGGAGUAUUGUUUAGUAAAUAUUGUACUGGGUGAUAAUGAUGCCCCUUCAGCACCAAAACCGCCGCCCCCGCCGCCGGCCACUACAUCAACUAGUACUGGUGAUUCGAAACUUGAUAAAAUAUUUGAUAUUGCUUCUAAGGAUAACGCAAUGUUAUUAUCGGGUCGGUCACAGAAGUCUGCAAAUUUAACACCACCUCCAGGUCUUACGCCUGCUCAAAGAGCAAGACUACGAGCCUUAAACAUUGAUCGGGUUUCACGAGUAUUUUUUCCAUUCCUCUUUGCUCUACUUAACGUCACUUACUGGAUAAUGUUCGCUAAAUACAUCUAGAUGAACAGGCGAGAAUACACAACACAACCAAAUAUGUUAACACAUAUUUUAUUACUCCAUAUAUAUAUUAUUAAAAUAUAUGUCUUCAACGGUCUCGCCGCUGCCGUCCGAAGUCUUUUAUAAAUAAAAUUGUUAAAAAAAUAUAUAAAUUAUUUAAUUUUUAAAGGCUACUUCGCUACUCUAAAGUAGAUGUCACUACUAGUAGCGCGCCUCUCACAAGUGCUCGGCAUAAUGUCAGCUUUAAUACAAACGGUAAAAAAUUAUAAGAUGAUAAUUGUCAUCGGUAAAUUAUUUUGUCAAUCUUUAAUUAUCAAAGUAUCAUAAAAAAAAAAAAAAAAAAUUUGCCAUACAAUUCUCACCAUGUUAAAAAUUUCUAACAGCUUAGUUAUGUACAUACGAAAUAUACACAGACAAAAACGAUUUCUUGGCGAAAGAAAUUUUCACUCACUUCAGAAAAAUUUUCGUGGAGCGCAAAAAAAGUUUUUGUGUCAAGAAUUUUUUUCUAGUUCUAUAUGAAAAUUUUUAUCUUCAAUUUCUUGCACCAAGAAAUUAAUUUUUUCUGUGUAUAAAAUAAGUAAACGUGCACACUAUAGACGCAAAUGUUGUAAUACGUUUACUUAAUAAAUUUUCGGGUACAUUUAAAAGAUAUAUAGACUUUGUGAUUACCAAAUCACAGGUCACGGAAGUGGAAGUGAAUCUUUUAACAUUCCAAGAUUCAGUUCUUAGAUUUAUUGUCCAAAUAAAAUUAUUUUAUUUUACUAAUUAAAAAAAUAUCAUUUAUUAGACCUGUUAAUAAUAAAUUAUAAGAAAUUAAUCGCUAAUAUUUGUUAAAUAAUGUUUAAAAGAUAAAUAUAUACAUAUAAAUAUAAAUAACGUGAUACUAUAAUAUUCGGCUUAAUUGACUGCUGAAUAGUUUUAUAGACUUUUUUUAAUUAAUUCUUAUUUAUUUUAUUUAUUUAUUAAUGUAUUUAUCAAUAAAUAUAAAUCCUUAACAUUAUUUAUAUUCAUUCGCAUAUAAGAUUAAUUAGCUUUUGCUUACACGAAUAAAUUCAUUA